This is a messenger RNA of Angiostrongylus costaricensis, 1170 nucleotides long. The record is from the annotation of a GenBank genome assembly. Lineage: Eukaryota; Metazoa; Nematoda; Chromadorea; Rhabditida; Metastrongylidae.
AUGACAAAACGGAAGACAACCACAACGUUGCUGAGAUAUUUGCAAAACUCUGGACCGCAGGUGUCUAUGGUGGGGAACGAACCUAUUUCUAUCGAUCUUUUUGCCACAUUUCAAUAUUCGUUGGCACGGUUUCGACGGCGUUACUGUGCGAACUCGUCCGAGUAUUGUGAUUUUGACGAUCUUGUCGCGGUGAUCGCCGACGGUACGUCGAGCGGUCACGCGUCGCCGCGUGAGAGAUUCGACUAUCUGGGUUCAUUGUUCUUUUCCGGCACCGUUAUAUCCACUAUUGGAUUCGGCUCAUCAACACCAAGAACUGCGGCUGGACGAGUUCUCACGAUUCCGUAUGGUUUGGUUGGUUGUACAAGUUGUGUGCUGUUUUUCAAUUUGUUUCUUGAGCGAUUCGUAACUGCUCUGUCAUAUUUUCUUAGACACAUUCAUGAACGAAAAGUAAAACGACGGAUGAAAAAUAGCACUAUGAACAGACCCGUGACGUUAUUAAUCAACAACAAAGAUUACUGUGAAUCGGCAAGCUCUUGUGAAGGUGUAACAGAUAACUGGAGACCAUCGGUCUACAAAGUGUUCUUCUGCUUAUUCAGUAUAUCGACGUUGUUGAUUAAUUCGGCCGCACUCAUCUACUCGCAUGUGGAGGAUUGGGCCUACAUAGAAGCGCUUUAUUAUUGUUUUAUAAGUUUUGCAACAAUUGGUUUCGGCGACUACGUGUCAAAUCAUAAAGACGUCACGAAAAUGAAUGGAGAUGUGUACAGAUUUCUCAACUUUGCAUUGCUCACACUAGGUGCUUGCUGUUUCUAUUGUCUUUUCAACGUAACGUCGAUAGUAGUACGGCAAUUUUUAAAUUUUAUGAUAAAGAAAAUGGAUGUAAAAGGAAACAUUUGUUGCUUGAAGAAAAAACGACGAUAUAUGGGAUUAGGAUUACGACCACCUAAAGGUGAGGAUAUGACAGCAUCUGAGAGGUCAUCAUUAGAUUAUCAGGACGGACUACUGUCGUUGAAGGAAUUUCUGAUGAGUAAUCAAAGUUCAGUGCUUUUACUACAAAAGCAUUUAAUCAAAAGCGCACUGAAAAAUGCUGUCGAUAACGAAGAGGAAAAAAUUUCUGCAACUCGUGUUGGUCCGAUGGGUAUUCUCGAUCAAGCGUUUGGAGAUGAAAACUAA